GUUGGAAAGGCAGAUAUGAUAACUAUCGGAAAUGUGGGUUGCUGUCUUGCAUGAUGUAGUAGCUGUGUCCCAAGGUGAUAUGGAAGUAAUGGACACACAACCCCUCUGACUCUAAAGUUUUUAUGGUACAGCAUGAAAGAGAAAUUAAAAGUAUGCUGUCGCUUCAGAAGAAUAUUGUGCCAAUACAAGAUGACAAAGAAGAUUGCGAAGAGCAGAUGCUGCCAGUUGCAAGACAGGCAGGAAUUAACACCAGGACAGCCAUGUCAAGAGGAUUGUAUCAUCCAGCAACAAUCUUCAUGGGCCGCCAAAUGUCAGCCAUCUCAAGCAUUGAAGAUUUCAGUACACAGCAGAAAUCUUCCCAGCCCACAAAGAGCUUUUCAAUUUCUGACCUACAUUCAUGCAGACAGGCAGCACAGAGCAGUAAUAUGACAGACAGCUAUGUAGUACAAACUAAUAGUGAUAUACAGUGCUUAAAUAAGUCUGACAAAACAGAUGGGACGACAUGUAUCCAGAUGGGUGAGAAAAUGCCAGUCACAUCCAGCGUAUCUGAGAAUGGAAGAACUCAUUGCUUGGAGAUAGAAAGCAAUACAAAUAGGGGUAGCAGUUAUUUAGUAGAAAGCAAAAAACCUGCUAACCGCAGCUCCUUGUUAUGUGAAAGAUUAAGUCUGGAGAACAGAAGCGCUGACUUAAAGAGUGACAGUUGUAGCAGCUCAGUAGAAGAAAUAGUGACACAUGAGCACUUCGUGGCGAAUGAAGAAACAGCCAAACGGCCAAUCCCCUUGGUGUCUGCUCCUGAACAGCUCGUUUCUGGAAACGAACAGCCAAGAGAAAAGUUCCCAGGCCUCGACCAAUCCCCGGAUAGUCUGUGGCCCAUUGAAAAUACAUUAGAGCUAGAAGAUGAAAGCCUAGAUAGCAGCAGCGACCUCACAGUUUCAGUGAGUGAAGAGGAGGAGAUGGUAAAUACAGUUGAACCACAGCAGAGCCUACAAAGUGUGGAUUUCAAGAUGGCCUUACAAUCAGUGAACUCAGAACAAGAAAAAGAAGGUAUAUCCACCAAAGGACAUUUUUCUUUGCAAACAGGAAACCGUCAUACACCAGACGAAGACUCUUCAGCUAAUUCAGCAACAAGGCAGGACUGUUUAUCGUUUGAAGGAUUCUCCCAUUUACUUGAGUUCAUAGAAGAUCUAGUGGUGAAAGCAGCACCCGAAUGCUUGGCUCUGUACCAAAGUGGAACCAUAAGUGAAGCAAAACUGAAGAAGCUAAUAAGCCUUUGUAAUCAAACUGGCAAUCUGAAAGAGGAAGACCUUGAGGCAUGUGAAGCAGUUGUCCUUCAUCAGCUUCAGGGAUUGUUGCAGAAAACAUUGAACGGAUGCCUCUUACCUGAGAAAACACUCAAUGACGGACGUAGCUCUACAGAUGAAAAGCAAGUCAGGUCAGACCUGCCAUUGGAUUUUACCAUGUUAUGGGAACGUUUGUGCAAACACAUUUUAUUUUUGAAAAAACACCAUGUUUUGCUGAAGGAAGAAGUCAAAGAGAUGUUUGGAACUUUACUGAUUUCAGAAAAGAAUGCACAAGGUGGCCAGGUUAUGUUGUCAUUGAGAGAGGUCCUUCCGGAAGAGUGUGGCAAUAGGUCAUCUAUUCAUAGCAAUGAAUCAUCUUACUGCUUGCCAUCAAUUCUGAAUGACAAUGGUGAAAUAAAGCAAACAAUACAUGCUCAAUGGCUUAACAGCAUUGGUACAAGGGAACAAGAAGUCACAAGCUGGUGUGAAGAUGAGAGCAAGGAAGAAAGCUUGGCAGAAAAGAUUCCUAUUACAGGUUUGAUUAUCGGUAGCAAUGGUUUCAAGACCGAGAAAAUCAACACAAUCAGUUCCGAAGCUAGUUUUUCAUCUAGUGAAGGAAGAAGCCCUUUGUCAAGGAACACCAGCAAAAGCAGAAUAACCACUAUAAAAUCAAAAGCUUUCUGGGGUGAAUCUGAUGACAGCAACUCCGAAAUUGAGGCUGCUUUGCGUCCACAAACCCAUGCAGAUGAAUUUGAUGACUUCUAUGACUGACGUAUUUAACAUGUGUGAGGUGGGGAAAUCGAAGCUAUGCUCUCCUGCAGAAGCUGCAGUUUUAGUCUGUGUGUUUUGCAUCCCUAGCUCUGUGGUGCAGCGAAUAUCUUGGUAUUUAGAACCUUGUUUGGCCAUAGAAAUGUUGACCAAAUAAUGAUCAGCGUGUCUCUUUGUUUGCAUACACGUGUUUUUUUAUUAAAAGUGUAUUUUAAGAAACAUUUUGAAUU
This is a messenger RNA of Pelodiscus sinensis (Chinese soft-shelled turtle), 2278 nucleotides long. The record is from RefSeq and is a predicted model, not a curated record. NCBI's taxonomy places the organism in Eukaryota, Metazoa, Chordata, Testudines, Trionychidae.